This is a messenger RNA of Rhagoletis zephyria (snowberry fruit fly), 1256 nucleotides long. Its product is annotated as putative gamma-glutamylcyclotransferase CG2811. Lineage: Eukaryota; Metazoa; Arthropoda; Insecta; Diptera; Tephritidae. The record is from RefSeq and is a predicted model, not a curated record. Gene Ontology annotation, cellular component: cytosol. Gene Ontology annotation, molecular function: gamma-glutamylaminecyclotransferase activity.
UGUUAAUUAUAAAUGGAACUGCCGGACCUAUAAAUUUCUCCAAACCAAAACUCAGGUGUAGUAAAAUUAACUAAAAAAUUUAAGAUGGAUUUAUUUUCUUUAAAAUAAAUGCACACUUAUUAAAGCGAUGCUGAACCAUCUCUUGGAUGUCAAUAUUUUUUGAGCAUAUCUUUUGUUGACUCCGGGUACGCUAGAAAAUGUUAAUUACCCUAAAAUCUAUUAUCAACAAUCGCAAAGCUUUCGACUCAUCUGCGCUAUUUAUUUAAUGAGGUUUAAAGUACCAUCAGUAGUUACGAAAUGACUGCCAAACUGUCUGAAAAUCUCAUGAAAGUGUUUGUCUAUGGCACAUUGAAACGUGGUGAGCCCAAUCACCACUGGCUCACACGUCCCGAAAACGGACACUCGCGUUUCGUAUGCGAGGCGCGAACUGUGCAAAAGUUUCCACUGGUGAUAGGCACACGUUACAACAUUCCAUUUUUGCUAAACAAACCUGGAGCGGGUCAUAACAUUUGCGGUGAAGUAUAUGAGGUGGACGAUACUAUGUUUGCGAAUCUCGAUGUGCUAGAGGAUUACCCUAACUAUUACGAUCGUGAAAUACAACAAGUAAAAUCUAAGGAUAAUGUAUCUAUUGACUGUUGGUUAUAUUUGAUUAAGGAAUUUCCGGAACAGCUACUCUUAAAGCGCCAUCUUGAAUCGUAUCAUAAUGCGGAAACACAACCAUAUUGUGAAAGGUCAGAGAGAUUGCCUGAUGUGAAGGCUAAAGAAGAUAUGGCCUACUGAGUAUGCACUUAAAACAUGCUUUAUUUGGACAGCUCCAAGAACGAUAUGUAUGUAGAGAACGAGUUAAAUAUUGUUAAAGGAACGUCCAAUUCUAAAGACGGUAGUUAGAGCAUAACCAAAAUAAGCCAAAUAAGUAUAUUUGUGCAAUAAACCAUUGUUAUAAAUACAUAAUACACAUUCGUUUUAUAGCAGUUUACUUCAUUAUAUCUUUUAUUUUCUGUUGAUUUCCCACUUAAUAAAUAGUUUUUGCGGAAAGUAGUUUGAAGCUAAUCUGUCCCUACCAUUAAUUAAAUAUAAUUUCUAUUGUGAAGCGGCAGUUCCCGGACAUUUAUGAAGAGUGGUGGCCGCGUCAGAUACCACAAUCCCGCACUCCAAUUAAUAAAGUAUAAAAAUCGCUAAAAUAAAAUGCUCUGAUGGAGAUUACAAAAAAGGAAGAAAAAAAAAUGUUGUAGAUACAAAGCGUACAAUACAUUCAA